GUUGCAUAGAUCUGGGCCAACAAUCUGGGAAUAUGCGCUGCGAGGAAGAUAUACCUUUACAUAGAUAGAAAAAGACCUCCAACAACUGUGACUUGUUUUUUGUGUCAACGACGAACGAGAAGACUGUAUUUUUCAAAUCAAAAUUUACAUUUUACGAUUAGAAUUAAUUAGAUUGUCCCGAAUUACACUUAUUCAGAAUUUCCAAAAUGGGAGACGAACCUGUUAUGGCAACUAACGACGAUGCUAGUGAAUGUAAAAGGGGCGCCGUACUUUUAGGUUACUGGACUGACGACUAUAUUUCAUAUUUUGUAAAGAACGUAGAAAAACGAGCCCCGGAAAUCAAUAGAGGCUACUACGCUCGAGUCAAAGGUAUUGAAAAUUUCAUACAAAAGUUCAUCAAUAAAGCUGGUAGUUCAGCGCAAAUCAUUAAUUUUGGAUCAGGUUUUGACACUUUAUACUGGAAGUUAAAAGAUGAAGGCGUUCAAAUUGCUAAUUAUGUAGAGAUAGACUUUCCCUCAGUAACAUCAAGGAAGUGUUAUAUGAUAAAGCGAAACAAACCUUUAUUGGACAGAAUACACAAUCAAGACGGAGAAAUUAAACUGAGCCAAACUGAUCUACAUGCUGGUAACUAUCACUGUAUCGGUGUAGAUAUACGAAACAUAGCUCAGCUUGAAACGAAGAUUCAACAGGCCGAAGUUAAUUUUGAGCGACCAACCCUUUUUCUUGCUGAGUGUGUGUUAGUCUACAUUGAAAAUGACUGUGUUAAUAGGUUGUUAAAGUGGAUAUCUUCGAAAUUUAAGUCAGGACUCUUUGUAAACUAUGAAAUGUGUAAUAUGAAUGAUACAUUCGGAGAGGUCAUGUUGGGCAAUCUACGAGCCAGAGGUUGCAACUUAGCUGGUAUUGCCCACUGCAAGAAUCUGGAUAUGCAGAAGGCAAGAUUCCUAAAUAAUGGUUGGAUGGGGUCAACAGGAUGGGACAUGGUACAAGUCUACUAUGCGUUUACUGAAACCGAGAGGCACAGGAUUGAAAAAAUCGAGUUUUUGGAUGAGCAGGAAUUGCUGAUUCAACUCUUUCAACAUUACUGCAUUUGUAUAGGUUGGUUAAGUAUCGAAUUUUCUGAAUUUACUUGUAGUGUUGAUUCUAACUUUUGAAGUGAUUUUUUCUUAACAUUUUGUAAUUAAAAAUUAUUAGGUAUAUGGUUUAUUGUGUACAUAAAAAUAUGAAGUAUUGAAGUUUUUAAAUAUCUUAGAAGGUUGUUUUUGUAUUCAUUACAUUUACUUAAAUAUUAUAGUAAUUCAUUUUUGUAAUAUUCAUUUUAUAUUAUACAAGAUUAUCCUCCUAACCCAUUGAAAAUGUUUGAAGUCUAUAAUUACUUGAAUAUCAAUGAUGUUAUAUUUGUAAAUAUAUAAGUAUUAUACUUAAAUUAAUGAAAACUAACUAAUUUUCAAUUCUGUAUAAUAAAUCCUAUAGUUUAAAUGAAUAGGUGUACCUAAACAAAAACGAUCUUUAAGUCAUGAAAACCAUUUUUGCAGAAAAUCUGUAUUAGGUCUGGUUUCACCAACAACAAAUAAAUCAAUGAAUAGCUAGAGUCGGAAAAAUGAAAGAAUACCCAUGAACGAUCACAGCAAUCACAUAUUUUGUAUUUGCUGUUUUUUUUUAAAUAAAUAACAAACCAGAGAGAUAGAUUAUUAAUAAUCUGAAUAAUAUGUGAUUGUUGUUAUAGUUCAUGGGUAUUCUUUCAUUUUUCCGACUGUAUUCGCCGAAUAAAAUUUAUUAGAUGUUUAUAUUUAGAUUUGGUUUCAGUAAAAUUUUGAUAAUUUAAAGUUAAACUGGCAAAUUUACUUUCUUAUACAUAUUUACAUUUACAGCGAGAUUAACUUGCCAAUUUAUUCGAAGAAUAAGUAUUUAUUUAAUAGAUAAGCAAAAUAAUUCUUAUUUUGACAUUAGUAAAAUGGAGAAAAAUGUCAGUUUAUUGAGAAAUGUUAGUUUAUUGGUCGAAUAACUUUAUUCAUAGAAUAAACUACUAUUUGUAGUUGGUGAAACCAGCCAUUGUCAUUUAAAUAAAUACCAAAAAAUUUAGGAGUGAUUUUUACACUUAGCAGUAAUGUUUGAUGUUUCACAGUACAAAAUGGUAUGUAUAUAGAUAUGAUAUUUAAGGUAUGAUUCGACAUAGGAGGCAGAUGGCAACUGCAAAAGGCAGUUACAGUUGUUACCAUGAGAUAUGUAUUUACUUUGCAUUAUUAUAUUAUAUACCUAGUUGCUAACAAUUAUACAAAUUAAUAGUGCAAAGUAAAUACGUAUGCCAUGUUAACAACUGUAGCUGACGUUUGCAGUUGCCGCCUGCCGUUGAUGUCAGAAUCGUACCUUUACAGUGAUGAGUGUGCUAAUACCUAACUGGCAAAAUAACUUAAAAGACUGAAAACAUAAUACCUUGUGAAAUGAAAGGAGAUGAAACUAGUAGAGGUGGGAAAUUUAGCGAUAGAAUCCUAUACAUUUACAUUAUAUUGAUAGUUUCCCACCUUUAGAUGUAACAAAGGAGUUUGGCCACUGUGACAGUGACAGUUUUAGGUCACAUACUACUCUGCUACAUCUAAAGGUGGGAAACAAUCAACAUAAUGUAAAUUCAUAGGUUUCUAUUGCUAUAUUUCCCAUUUCUACUAGUUUCAUCUCUUGUUAUUUCAUAAUAUUAUGUUUUCCAUUUUGAGUUAUUUUGCUGGUUCUUCGUGCACUCAUCACUGUAAGUAUAUAUUUAUAUUCUGCAACAAAAUAUCAAAAAUGAAAAGAAAACACUUAAGUAGAAUGUUUUUGUUUACACUGAUUUAAAUCAAACUUAAAAAAUAUUUUUUUCUCUUUCCACAAUUUUGCUAGUUUUGCCUGACCUUCUUCAUCCUUCUUGUAUGUAGGCUUUAAAGCCUGUUUCUUCUGCAUUAGCCUCCUAAAUUGUUUAAAUUAUGGCACCAUCUUUUUCUUGGUCUGCCAAUACUUCUUCAUCCAUUUGGUGACUUAUCUCGUGCUAUUCAUACUAUCCUAUCCUCUGCCAUUUUACUAAUGUGUUUGUUCCACUCCUGUUUCCGUUUUGUCACCCAUCCAUUUAUGUCUUAUACAUUGCAUGCUCUUCUUAUGUUUUCGCUUCUCUCCCUAUCCAACAGACUUUUCCCUGAUAUUUGUCGAAGUAUUUUCAUCUCUGCUGUUUCUAGUAGUCAUCCCAUUUUAGAUGUGCCAGGUCUUGUCUCUGUCGUGUAUGUUAAUAUAGGUAUAAUCGCUGCUUUAGGUAUAGAUUCUUGCUGUUGUGUCUUGUCUUAGGUGUUUAUUCUUCCAGAUUGUGUCAUUAAGAGAUCCUGCCGCUUUACUUGCUUUUAAGCUUUGUUGUUGUAGUUCUUCAACAUCUUCGUAACUAGUUAUUUCUAUUCCUAGAUAUCUAAACUUUGCUUCAUGCUUUAUUAUUUUCCCAUCAAUUUGGAUUUUACAUCUUAGUGGUUAUAUAGAUGUUCUCAUCUUCUUCUAUGGCACUACAGCCCAAAUUGAGCCUUGGUCUCCUUUAUUUUUUGCCUCCACCCUUGUCUUGAUGUUGUCAUAAAUUUGGUGUUUUCUCCUGAUAUUAUCAUAUUGUAUUUCUUGGCUGUUGUAUUGAAGAUGUGUGUUAAUCUUUGGAGAUCGUCUUCUGUCUCGGCGAUUAAUGCGGCGUCAUCUGCACAACAUAAUAUCGAUGGUGAAGGUUCCCAACCUCCUAUGUCAAUUUUUGGCUAUUUUGUUUUGUUACCCUAGAUUAGAGAGAAAUAUGUAUUAAAGCCUGUUUAUAAAUAUGUUUACAAGCUCCUAUAUCGUUAUUUUAUUAAUUGGCUUCUAGAUGGCCAUAUAUGAAAUAACUACAUAGGAGCUUGUAAACAGUAAAAAUACAUAUUAUUUCUCUUUAAUUUAGGGUAACAAAACAAAAUAGCCAAAAAUUGACAUAGGAGGUUGGGAGCUUUCACCAUCGAUAUUUGGAUUUUUCCCCAUUCCCCUUUGUUGUUUGGUAUGUAGCCAUGACCUUUACGUACUGCUUCCAUUAUUUCGUCCAUUAUUUUGCCUGACCCAGAAGUUCAAUUGCUUGAAUUGAUUUUUAUCUUGAAUUUAUUUUUCUCUUUAAUUUUGACUGUUGAUUAUUUAUGUUAAUUUGACCCAACUUUUUCUUGGUUGGUUUGUUGGUUUUUAAAUCUCAGUUUAGAUUAUGCUAGGAAUACACUCAUUGCUAAUAUGAUGCAGUAUCCUUAUAUUUUGUAUAAAAUUAUUGAUUUGUCCUAAUAAAUUCAUGCAUAUUAAUAGUAAUGACUAUUGCAUCAAGCCUAGUAGUUCCAUGGCUUGAUUGAUCAUUCUCCUCCAUCCGUUCUUGUCCAUUGCUUUCAUCCUACAGUUUGUGACGUUAAGUCUUUUUGGAUUAUCUACAUCCAUUUUCCACCUUGUUCUGGGUCAACCUCUUCUCUGACGUCCUCCUUGGCAGUAGCAUUUUUGGUAGUCUACCCUCUGACAUUCUCUGUAUAUGUUCUAGCUAUCUUAGUUGUUGGGUUGUUAUUAGUCCCAGUAUGCUGGGCUCCCUAUAUAACUCUCUCAGAUCUUUAUUUGUCCUUCUGAUCCAAAUACUGUUUUUACAUGGUUUUGUUCAUCAUAGUGUCAGUUUAGAAGUAUCAUUCUAAUAAUUUUUCUGCUUAUUUGUAGUUCUUCAAGUAAUUUAUACAGUUCCUUCCUUUUUUACUUUACCAAAUGCUCGUUUAAACUCUAUAAAUAAUAUGGUUGGUUUCUGGUAUUGGUAGCUUUCCUCUAGUAUCUAUUUGAGCAAGAAAAUCUGUUCUGUUGUGGUUCUUCCUUGUCUAAAGCUUGCUGGUAUUCACCUACUAUAUCUUCCAUUCCUUUUUUGAAAAUGGGACAUAUUGCUCCCGACCAUUCCUUUUUUAGGUACUUAAUUGUUCUUCAUUCCAUAUUUUUUUGAUUACCUAAUAUAUGCAUUUCCUCAUACAUGUGAUUUCCUCCAUAUUUAAACAUCUCAGUUAUUUGGUCGUUUCCUGGACUGUAUAUUAAAUGUUUAAUAAUUUUUAUCCCUCUACCUUUAUGGAACCUAUGGUCUAUUUUUAAAAGCAUACUUUUCUGCACAUAUAUUGCCAGCUUUACUUCUUGGGAAAUAGUUUUAACAGUGUCUGUAGCUAAUAAUUUGCCUAAUAGAAAUAUUAUUUUACCAGUCUUGGUAAUUAUUAUUUUUAAAUGUAUGUACUAGAAACAUUAUCUCCUGCAGCAAUGUCAUGAAUUCCACAUAUAAUAUUUCUGACUUCUUUGUUCCAUACUUUGUUUCUAAGAAUGCUGCUUACUAUAGAUAUAGAUCAUAAGGUUUUUAUCUUUAUAAAUUUGAUAUGUUCUUAUUACGAAUAUGAUGGUUAUGGUUUUGGUACUGUAUUUAAAUAUUUGUCUUAGGGCCGGUUUCACCAACAACAAAUCAAUGAAUAAGUAGUUAUUCAUCGAAUAAUAUUUAUUAGUCUAUUAUAUUUUUAUUGUGUUUCAAUACAAUUUUGAUAAUUUAAAGUUAAACUGAAGACUUAUCUUUGUUGUGGAUAUUUAAAGCGAAAUUAACUUGUCAAUUUAUUCGAAGAGUAAAUACUUACAAUAAAAUACUGAUAAAUAAAUAAAUGAAAUGUUAUUUGAUGUUGGUGAAACGUAGAUUUGUCAGUUUAUGAAUCGAAUAACUUUAUUCAUCGAAUAAACUACUAUUUGUCGUUGGUGAAACCGGCCAUUAGACAUGUUUUGUAUAGUCUUAUCUUACAUGCAGUUGUCUUCUACUGAUUGCUUAAGAUCAUCUUUAUGAAGUUAUGACAUUACUACAUAACUAUAGUUUUCGUUUUGUGAUAUUUUCCAUCAACUAAGUACAUACUUACAUUACUCCUUAAUGUUUUUGAUAACACACAUUCUUACAUGUUAAAAUUGUUUACACAUUUAUUUGGUUUCUACUUCUACUACAUCUCAGUUUAUAAUAUUCUCUGCUGUUUUCAGUCCUCCAGUCACCAUUUUCUCCUGUCACUCCAUAUGUCCUGUUCUAUGUUUCUUUCUCUUACAUCUUUGUCUAUUCCCUCUCUCAGACUUCUUUUUAUUUUUUUUGCUGAUGAAUUGGUUCAAGACAAUACUGUUAAACAUUGUAAUGGUGGAUUUUCUACCUGUCGUUUUUCUUUCUCUACUGGCUUUGUCUAAUGUUCCAUUGUGCAGAAUAUUGAUACCUAGAGAUUACUAGACAUAGCAGUGCUUUGUUGUGGUUCUAUUAAAGCUACUAUUGCAAUUCUACCUCGGUUUUGGUUUCUAGUUCCUUAAAAUCCUACUCUAUUCUCUACUAAAAGUUCUUUGAAAUAAGUAGGCUUCACGCCUACUUCUUCUGCUAUUAUUAUGUCUUUAUUGUUUUCUUUGAUUUUGUUUACUCUUUUUGGUUUCUACUUUAUAUAAAUUUCCUCGAAAUAUUUUUUUACUUUCUCCUUAUUUUUUAUUAGAUUAGAUAUUUUGUAUUAGAUAACUGAUAAUGAAUGAAUAUAUUGUGUGAUCUUUCUCUAUUUACUCUACAAUUACUCUAUAUUUACUUUUUUAUUGUCAAGUUUAGCUUGUUCGUGUAUACCUAUUUAUGUAUACUUAAAAUCUGCUUGUAGAAUUCUUCAAUUAAUUUCGUCCUUUUUAUUUUGAACUUAAUUUGAAAAAAAACUUUUUUACAUUGUACAUUUGUAAAAAUAUUUUGUGCAUAUCAACAUCAUAAUCAUAUCCUAUUUUAAUAAUAUCAUCAUGUAAAUUGCACCAUCUGUACAUUUAUCUCUUCUAAGGCCUGUAUUUUAUAAAUCCUGUUUAUAUAGUUGAUAUUCUAAAUCUUCUUUUUAUAGUUGAUAUUGUCUUACGAGCUAAUUAUAGAGGGGGCGGGUAGUUGAUGGUAUGUUUGACUAUUAUCUGCAAAAGUAUUUAAAAAAUAUCCAAAUGCCCCAAGCAAGCUUACCCUGGAUAAUAUUCUUGACUAAAACUAGAUUAUUAAUAUACAUUUGAAGCCUAGCAUUGGACCUUUUACCCUCCUUGUGUCAUUAACAUGUAUAUUAUUAGUAGUAUAGCCUGUUUACUUAAAAGCCGCUAUACUACCAAUCAUUUCUCUUAAAUAUUAUUUUUACUUGUCUAUUACAUUGGGUGGAUAUAACUUAGGUAUAUUAAGUAUUACUGCCUAUAUCAUCCUGUUGUUUCCUUCAUACAUAUAUACAAGUAGACUGGCUUUAUUGUUCUAGUUCUUCCAACCAUUGUGCUUAAAUUUCAUAACUUUUGUACCUAAAUAAACAUAUCAUUUAAAACUUGUCUCAUAUAGUUAUAAACUUAGUUUUAGAGUAAAGAAAAUUUUUUUUGAAAUGAUUGUCGAUAUCAAUAUUUCAUUAUUUAUACCGAGCAGACAGGCGUUUUGAUUCAGAUCGGUCUUCUUGCAAAGUCCCCUUGAUAACGGGUAAUCCUAGAAACACAUGUCGGGGGAUGGCAAAAGACACAAUUUGAAUAAAAACGAAACCGUUUAUUUUCGUUUUAAAACAAUUUUUGUUUUGUGUCACUUUUAAAAAACAAAUCAAACAAUUUCAAUGGUAGUUUUGAGUUCAACUUCGGAAAUACAUCAUUUUCUUAGAAAUUUGUAGUCUAUAGUUUAUUUAUUUAAGGUACUUAACCAAUUCUUAUUUAUUGAGAUUAAUAUUAACAAACGUUUUUCUAUUUGAAUCUACUUAAAGACUGAUUUGUAUGAUAUACCCAGUGUACAUUUUUAAACAUUUUUUAAUAGUCAUCAGAGUUUGGACAAUCUAGCCAAAGCAGCAAAUAACAUAAAUAAGUAUUUAUGACCUGCAUAAAAUAGCCCGGUUGUUCUUAUUGAACCACUUUCUCAGGUUUUGAAGCCAAUAUAUUAUUCUUCUCCCUCUACGCUACGCCUCUACGCUAUUAUAUAGCAGCACCGACCAUACGCAGCACUUGGUAAACCUUACCUUAUCAGUUGAAGAUCGAACUCUGAACAGGUCAGUACCUUUCAGAAUUUUACAAAAGCUUGCUUAAUGCGACAAUUUACUUCCCUGUCCGAUGCUCAAUCUUCAAAAAGCCACGUUCCCAGCUAUUUAAAUUUGCUGACUUUUUCAAUGGACUUGGUAUUCAGUGUUAUGGUGAAGUUUUCAAGUGCAUCCAAGUUUCUGGAGAUGAUCAUGAAUUUGGUCUUUUUGUUAUUUCUCUAAUCCCAUUCGCUUACUGUCAAUAGUAUAGUAUGAGUAUGAGUCAGUGUAGUAAAAUGUAGGUCCAAACUCAAGAAGACUAUAAGCUAAGACUCAGUCCAAGGCUUUUAUAAUCAGUAUCUUUUCAAUUUAUAACAUGUUUAGGUAUUAUAUGAAAAUAAAAUAUUCAGACCUCUUUUAAAACAUAGUUUAACAUCAAGCAGGUAAGUCCAAUAUUCUGUUCAACAUCACAAACUUUAAAAUAUUUUUAUGUACACCAAGGAACACCUUUAUCGACUUUUGUUAAUUGAACGUUAAGAAAUCUGUGAUACCUAGAUGUAUUUUGACUAAAUGUAUCUUUAUCCAAUCUUUAAAUAUAGCACCCAAAAUACGAAAAAAUGUAUUUUUCAUGUAUUAACUAAUAAAAACUUGAUGUAACGUGUACAAUGUUUUAAGAGUGUUUGUGACUCAUUAAAUGAUUCUGAAUAUCUUA
Messenger RNA from Diabrotica virgifera virgifera (western corn rootworm), 8700 nucleotides. Its product is annotated as leucine carboxyl methyltransferase 1. The transcript has 2 exons. The record is from RefSeq and is a predicted model, not a curated record. Gene Ontology annotation, molecular function: protein C-terminal leucine carboxyl O-methyltransferase activity. Gene Ontology annotation, biological process: C-terminal protein methylation. Bases 207 to 1151 code for a protein of 314 amino acids. Lineage: Eukaryota; Metazoa; Arthropoda; Insecta; Coleoptera; Chrysomelidae. Gene Ontology annotation, cellular component: cytosol.